This is a messenger RNA of Stomoxys calcitrans (stable fly), 691 nucleotides long. It is a transcript of the gene B9d1, whose product is annotated as B9 domain-containing protein 1. NCBI's taxonomy places the organism in Eukaryota, Metazoa, Arthropoda, Insecta, Diptera, Muscidae. Gene Ontology annotation, biological process: cilium assembly. The record is from RefSeq and is a predicted model, not a curated record. Gene Ontology annotation, cellular component: MKS complex. The transcript is spliced from 3 exons. Bases 39 to 620 code for a protein of 193 amino acids.
UAUCCACAUUUUGUGUUCAGUUUAAAAAAAAGUCAACAAUGGAAACUAAUACAACAGCGGCAAGCUAUUUUAAUAUCUUCAUAACUGGACAUUUGGAGUCUGCAAAUUUUCCUCUGGGACCCGAAGCCAAAGACAUAUUUUGUCGAUAUGAAGCAUUCGCAGGACCUGACUGGGAACUUGUAAGCGGCACGAAGAAUGGCAUCACACAAUUGGCAUCUAAUCGAAAUGGGAAUUUCAAUGACCCCAUUGUAUUUAAUAUGCCCAUAGAGUUGACCUAUCGUAGUACAAAUGUUUUUGGAUGGCCGCAACUAAUAGUCUGUGUUUAUGGGCGCACACGGUGGGGAAUAGAGACCUCACUGGGAUAUAGCCGUCUUCAUGUUCCAGUUUUUGGUAGUGGAACUAAUCAACGUAUUGUAGCGCCCAUAUUGAAACCACGCUGCAGUAAUGCAAUGGCUGACGUUACUAGUUGGAUAACUGGACGAAAUCCGGAGCUAAAGGAUUCAAAAAUAUUGCUUGAUAACACCAAAACUAAGGGAUUAUCUAUAGAGUCGUAUGGAGAAAUCGAAUUUGUGCUCAACGUUAUAACCAGAGGUUCGGCCCGUCUAGGUUUAGAAUACUAAUAAGCUAUGCACAUUUAGUUUAGUGAAACAAUUAUGUUUUAUCGUUUAAUAAAUUUUUUAUUAAUAUUAUA